GUUUCUUGUUUAGACAGAUCAGAUUUCGUGCCUGACACUGACAGCAUCGAGUUGUUGCUCCUUCGUUCGUGCCUCCAAAUCUUGUGAAGAUUCACAACGAAAGUAGUUGUCCUUGCUGUUGUCUCACCUCUUUGUCUUUUCUAAAGAAUUUCAACGGUUACUUAAUCGCGUCGUUAUGUUUACUUGAGAGGAUCUGGUGGAUCUCUGCAAUAGUACCCAUUUUCCCCACGACAGCACGGCCAUGGCAAACCCUUUCGAGGACGAGGAAGACCUGAUCAGCAGGGAUGCCGGAGAGCGCGGCGGCAGCAACUCCUUUUUCCAGCGCAGCGCGAAAAAAAAGAAGAACUACAGCACGCCACCGCAAAACUACAGCAGCGGCCCUGGCUCGUCCUCGCGUCAACAGCUAUUUUCGCCCGGGCUGCUGGGAAUCGACUGCACGGAAGACGAGGACCGGGGCAACACGAAUAACUCGACUGCAGCGCGGAGGAGCCUCCAGAGCGGUGGCACGGUCCGGUCGGCGCGAAGGCGGUUGCUCGAUAACUGGCAGGUUACAAACGGCCACCCCUGUUAACACAAUCGGGGGGAAAUGUUUCCAAUAAUCUUCCGAAAUCCUUCCAGCACCCCGGCAAAGUUCGCGGCGCCCCAGCCCUGAGUGCAGCCGGACGGCCUUCUUGUUUUUCUGCCCUGGGACGGGCAGCCCACCGCGGCAGGGUGGCGUAGACAGUAGCCCGAGGCGUGGCGCGCAGCCGCUCGCUGUAGGGCUUGCGCCCCAUUGCCACCUUAAACCAGCGCCGGAAAUCGGGCGAGUUGCGCCCCCUUGCCCCCUGUGUUGUGCACUACAGCGGAACGAACUUAACGAAAGGCCGAGGCAGGCUUCCCAGCAAGCCUGUCGCGCCCGGAGGGGGCCGGCCCGCGGCCUUAGAUAGAAGAUGCAGCCGCCGGGCCGUAAUGGGUUGCUUGUGGAAGGACCCGCGGCUCGCGGAGUGCGUCGCAAGCCGACAGCUGUCCCUGAAGAGGGCCAACAGAAAAUCCUUCCGAAGGGGCCGCCGGAAGGGCUUCCGGAAUGCUCGCGAAAAUCCUUCCCGAGGCUUCCGGAAAUCCUUCCGGAAUCCUUCCGAAAUGCUUCCGAAAUCCUUCCGAAAUCCUUCCGCCAACGGUAUGGUCGACUCUCCUGGGCGAAAGGGAAAUCGAAAUUUUUUUUUUUUCUGAAAAAAGCAAUUUGUAAUGCGCCAAGGCGCCACUUUUUCGCCCGGCAGCGCGCGGCCUACCUCGCACACCUGCACCCGACCGCCCGUCCGGCACCUCGCUACCGGCCUGGCCCGGAGUUCAUUCUGGUUGCGCCCUUCCCCUCUGGUGUCCCAGUAGGCCACCUACAGGGCGCUGCCGAAUCUGGGCAAGUUGCUUGGCAGGGCGGUGUAUCUCGAUACGCAUCGCCUCGCUUGCGAUGUUUGAUUGGCGCUUUUUGCGGUUCGUAGUGCCGUGCGGCUCAAAAAUUGAGCCCGGCGCUACGGCGCUCUUAAGUCUGUUCUCCGCCUGCAAAUCGAUGUGGCCGCAGCCACAACUGGCCCGACAUAAAUAGAUGGCCCCACAGCUUACAGGCUGUGGGCGCAUUGAAAAGCUGGGGCGCUGGAAGCAUUUCGGAAGAUUUUUGGAAGAAUUUCCGCGAAGGCGGUUGCUCGAUAACUGGCAGGGGCAGAACGGGUAUGCGUACGUUGGGGACCGGCCGCCGCAAAGGCGCGCAAAUGGGGACGAGGUGAACCAUGGGCAAAACGGGCCCGGAGAGCAAACCGGAUUGCUAGCGGGCCAGGAUCGGGUAGAAUUUUCUACGUGGUAAUUUUGCGUUGGUGAUGAACAAGCUUGCAUGCUUGGGUUUGGUGUUUCACAUCAUCCACUAUUGUACAGCAAUAUUAUUUUAGUUUUACACUUGUGCCGCCUAUGCUGGUGACCUGUUAUUGUUACAGAUAGAACUAGUACGAACGAUAUCGCGUUUGUUGUACUGUACAUCCAUUUGAUCAAACCCCAGUUUUCCGGUGCGUACGAGGCGUAUCAGGAGCCAGAGCUUUUCGAACUGAAAAAAUGCUUUGGGUGCAUCGCACCCUGCGUGGUCCAUAGUGUCUUGCUGGUCUUAUUCUGGUCGGCCUACAUUCUGCUGUGUCUCAUCCACUGCUUCCCCGCCCUCCCCUUUGGGGAAGCAGCGGCGGCCCCCGAGAACGACCAAGCUCCGUAUCGCCGCUCCGUCGACCCGGCCACCAGGACCAUGCUGCAAAGAGCGACCUGGUGGAUGCAAUUCGGGCACGAAAUGCAGUUUGCCCUGGGGUGCUACCUCUGCGGGGUGAUGUCCAUGGUGGAGGUGAAGAUCUACCACUCGAAAUCCCAUUUGUGGUGGCGGUUGGCGAUCUCGCCGUUCUACCUUCUCCUACCCUUCCAUCACGCGGACGAGUGGAGGUAGAGCGGAAGUAAGUAUGUACUGAAAAACUAGACGUAGACCACACGUACGAAUUUUUUAGAGAAUGUCGUGCCAGCUCCAGCAUGUUAGUUGAACUAGUCAGUGGUUCCCACUGUGUGGCCAGCAUGAUGUGCUUUUCCUGAUUGUUGUUUCGGUUCCUUCUUAAUGGAUCGAGAGGAGCUACUUCCAGGCAGCCGCAGCGUAAUGACAAGUCGUAAAGCAUCAACAGCAUUUUGUUUUCUCUAAUCUAUCUAUCAACAAAUCAGGUUUUUGAACCCCACUCCGCCCCAACAGCCGGAAGAGUACCGCACGACGCCACUGUGGAUCCAGGAACUGUUCCGGCCGAAAGCCGGACGACAAGGCAGUGCGUGGAUUUUGUUGCUGCUGUUUAUCGGCUCCUGGCUCGUGGUCGUGAGCCAGCUUUUCCAAGCGUCCGUGACGGAGUGGAUGACGAAAUCGCAGUACGAUCGGUGGUUGAAGGCGGAAGAAGCGAAGAAAACGGAGAAGAAGUUGUUGAAGGAGGCCAAGUAUCAAAUGUAAGAGUGUCUGGGUCUGGAAACUUGUGAUGCUGGGUGGCGUCUCAUGAUGGGGCCACAAGUGCUGGCUCAGCAUGACAAGUUUCUGAGCUUCUAGGUGUUGCCUAUUCUGCAUGACAAACUGCGUUUCUGCAUCACAGAAAAAUGGAGCUCUUGGGUAACGUGCAUAACAGAUUUAAGAGUCACGCCAGACAAGCAUGACAAACAUGCAUUCUUCCAGACCCAGACACUUCUGCAUUUGAUACCAAGGACAAACUGAAGGAGAUCAAAAAGGAAGUGCGGAAUAAAGACAGCAACAACUCGUCUUCGGGAGAACAGCAGGACGAUCAUGGCGAUCAGGAGAAUUUAUCGGGUGAAAACAUCGGGUCGCCGGUGUCUCACCGGAGCGAGGCGACCUAUGAUCGCGGAUGCACGGGGGGAUUCGGUACUUCGUCUGGGAGUAGCGGAAAAAAUAAAAAACACAAGAUGAAGCGUGGUAGCGGCGCGGCAAACAAUGUGUAAAGGAGUGGAUGUCGUUUGUUCCCGGCUCUUGCUGGGGCCACGUCGUAAUACUUCUUGAAGAUGAUUAAAUUUAAAGAUGAAGAAGAGUAAAUAUUUCUGCAGUGAACUACGUUUGUUUCUGGGGUUUUCUUUACCUGCUCAGAAACGAAAUUUUGAAUACAUUCGGAAAGCACUCGGAUAUUGCCUAUUCGGCAGGCUAUUUUCAAAAAAAGAUAAGGAGUAGAGAGACCAAAAUGAGUGCAGACUUUGACUUUUGAUCGUUUUUUUGAUUCCACGCCCCGUCUUCAGCGACACACACACACACACAGUCAGUCGGUGUCCUUACUAGCCCCACUGGAUGACGGGGGUCGUUUCUUUUUCCUCUACUAUGUUGGCAUACCGAAUAUAAGAACCAUUUUAGUACCAAAACGCUCAUGCAAGUAUGCUGUGGACGUCGACCGAGUGGGUGCGGCAGGACCCAAUCGGCACAUGAAACGAGGCAAGGGCAACAACAUCCCGCAUAAAGUAGAUGUUGUCCCUUGCUUAGCUCACAAAAACGCACAGAACAACAACGGGAGAGCCUUCUCCUGGGGCUCCUCUGUUUUACCACGACGUUGAUCUGAGUGAAAAUAAUCCCUUUGAAAGUUAGUACCUCUAAACUACUAACCCCUCUACAAGAACGAAGGAACG
Molecule: messenger RNA, 4152 nt
Organism: Amoebophrya sp. A120
Lineage: Eukaryota; Dinophyceae; Syndiniales; Amoebophryaceae
Source: the annotation of a GenBank genome assembly